UUUGUCCUUCAAUUCAGUGUUUGUCUCAAAAAUAUUUGUCUCAAAAAAUGGCGAUUUGUUUGUGAAGUGAAGACAACUGCAGACAAUUUGCCACAAAUCAGGUCUCGAAGUCCAUCUCAAGCGACAGUCACCACACGUUUAUCUCGUCUGCCGUCACAUCCGGUCAUGGAUUGAGUGGCGGACGCGUUGGAUGUGUUGGACACUGACAUUGAAGUGACGACAACCGCGAGAUAUCAACAAUGGCGAUUAUCUGUCAGUGUUUGGGUCACUGUCCGGACAAUGAGCCCAACGGGACGUGUCAUCUGAAGCCUCACGGCAUGUGUUUCGCGGCUAUGGAACAGGUCUUCAACAGAGACACCAAACACUUGGAGUGGGAGAAGACGUACGGAUGUCUGCCUCCAGAGGACGGACACAUUCUUCAGUGUAAGGGACAUCUGGUACCACACGACGUGCCAAAGUCGAUACAGUGCUGUAAUUCGCAUGACUUCUGUAAUCUUGAAUUACAUCCGAAUUACUUCAAUAUUCCCGACAAUAAAACCAGUGACAAUGACAGCGAAUUCCUGUCCAUAGACUCGACUCACCUCUUGGUGUCACUCAUCACUUCGUUAUUGGUUUUCAUUAUUAUAUUUUGGAUUUUAUUCAUCGCUUAUAAACGCUAUAAAAGGUUUAAGGAUAAGAAGCAAAACAUCAUAAUAUUUGACGAGAAGAAUAUGUCACUCAAAGGAGACAUGCAUCUGAUGUCCGACAGAGAAAAGAUUGACGUCACUGUCAGCUCUGGAGGCAGUGGUUCCGGUCGACCGUUGCUGUCAGUGAAACCCAAUCGAAUGGAUUCAUUCAAAAGCAAUAAAGCGCUGGAAGUGUGGAAAUACAGCCAAAAAGAGGGUUCCGGCACUUCCUCAUCGGUUUACAAGAACUUCGGCGUCAAUGAGAAGAGUUCAAUGGAUUCCUAUUUCAUGGAUAAUAACAUGAGAUUCAACGGCAACGACAGCCUAUCGCGCGACUCGUUUGAGCAGUCGGUGACGUCUGGGUCGGGCUCUGGGCUACCGGUGCUCAUACAGCGAACGCUGGCCAAACAGAUCCAGUUGUAUGAGUGCAUCGGGAAGGGUCGGUACGGGGAGGUGUGGCGCGGUGUGCGAUACCUGGAGAACGUGGCGGUGAAGAUAUUCUUCAGCCGAGACGAGGCCUCUUGGAAUCGCGAGACAGAGAUCUACAGCACUAUUAUCUUACGGCACGAGAAUAUACUGGGAUUCCUGGGCUCCGACAUCACGUCCUACAACUCGUCGACCCAGUUAUGGCUCAUCACUAAUUACCACGAAUUGGGAUCACUGUAUGACUACCUGAACGCCCAUACCCUGGAGCCCAAGCAGAUGAUGGGUAUACUGGUGUCGAUGGUGUCGGGGCUGUUGCACCUGCACACCGAGAUAUUCGGACGGUUAGGUAAGCCGGCGAUCGCGCACCGGGACAUAAAGUCGAAGAAUAUUUUGAUGAAAAACCGCAACUCGUGUUGUAUCGCCGACUUCGGUCUCGCCGUCAUUCAGACCCAGACUACCGGCGAAGUGAAGUUCGGUAUUAAGAACCAUAGGGUGGGAACCAAACGAUAUAUGGCUCCCGAAGUGCUCGACAUGACUAUGAAAAGCGAUGUCUUUGAGUCCUAUAGAUUGGCUGAUAUUUACUCAUUAGCGCUGGUAUUCUGGGAAGUGGUCCAGAGGUCAGAGUUUGACGGCUAUGUAGACGAACUGACUGCCCUUCGGAUUAAGAAGUCGUUGCAGAAGAUCUCCGGCAAAGAGCUGAUCCGCGUGUCCGCCAAAGAGGCCGAAGUCUAA
Oppiella nova is the source of this 1823-nucleotide messenger RNA. The record is from the annotation of a GenBank genome assembly. Lineage: Eukaryota; Metazoa; Arthropoda; Arachnida; Sarcoptiformes; Oppiidae.